AUGCUGCCCAAGAAGUCGCCCAUCCUCCUCUCGUCCUACGCCAACGCCUUCGCGCCACUCUGCUACGCCCACGCCUCGCCGCCACAGUCAUGUCGUCAUCAUAUCUCGAAACCUCAGCACACGACAACCGCGCGCACAUAUGCCCAGCACGCCAACAGCGAUGAUGCAGACCUCCUCAACUGGCCCGAGGCCAUCCGCCCCCACACAACGCCCACGCCCUAUCAGAUCUUGAACUGCAACAAGGGCGAUGCGUACAAAAAGAACCGCUACUACGCCCUGGUCAAGCUCUACCACCCCGAUCGCUGCCACCCCGGUUCCUCUGCCCACCAUCUCCCACUCGCUGUACGCCUUGAGCGAUACCGCAUGCUGGUCGCCGCCCACGACAUCCUCUCUGAUGCCGAGAAACGGAAAGCGUACGAUGCGUGGGGCGCGGGCUGGGCCGGCCAUCACCGCACACCUACCUCCAGCGGACAUUCCCACAACCCCUACGACUGGGAGUUUGACAGAAAGAAGUGGAACACGGAUCCUCGCAGCAAUGCGACCUGGGAGGACUGGGAGCGCUGGUACGGCGAGAACAACGAGGGUGGGGGGCAGAAGGAGCGAGCGAUCCAGAUGAGCAAUUUCACAUUUAUGUCGCUGUUGUUUGCCUUUGUGGCCCUUGGCGGCGUCAUGCAGGGUACGCGCUUCUCCGGCUUCCACAGCUCCGUGGUCGAGAAGAGAGACCAGGUGCAUAGAGAAGCGAGUAGCGUGUAUCAGCGGUCGAGGCAUGCCACCAUGAGCGGUGAUCGCGAUGAGCGGAUACGCACCUUCUUGGAGCACAGAGAAGCAAAUCUGGCAGGCGAGGAGAGCUAUCACCGGCUACUUCCUCCAUCUGACAACUGCUCUCCAAACGAGACCACGCGGCAGUGA
Ascochyta rabiei is the source of this 909-nucleotide messenger RNA. RefSeq names its product J domain-containing protein 1. The record is from RefSeq and is a predicted model, not a curated record. Lineage: Eukaryota; Fungi; Ascomycota; Dothideomycetes; Pleosporales; Didymellaceae. The transcript has a single exon. The coding region runs from base 1 to 909 and encodes 302 amino acids.